AUGUCAUCUUUGAACGAUAAACUCGCCGCUGCCCUUUCAUCCCGAGAAAAGCGGCGCAUUCGCCGACGUCUUCCUGUCUCGGCCUCUCCAGUGCUCCCCUCUGCAGAUUUUACAUCUAACGACUAUCUCUCUCUGGCUACAUCAUCGACCCUUCGCACGGCGUUCCAAAGUGCUCUUUCCACUGCCCCUAAAAUACUCGGAUCAGGUGGUUCUCGGUUGCUUGUACCAACACCUGCUCAUGUCGCCCUCGAAAAUCGACUGGAAAGAUUCUUCGGCGCUGAAAAGGCACUGUUAUUCAACUCAGGUUUCGACGCAAACGUUGCAUUCUUCUCCGCAAUUCCUCAGCCUGGCGAUGUAAUUCUAUACGAUGAACAUAUCCACGCAUCUGUGCAUGAUGGGAUGGGUGCUUCGCGAGUAGAUCCCUCCAGCCUGAUCAAAUUUUCACACAAUUCAGUCGCUGCACUCAAGCGAUCGUUGCGAAAAUUACUCCACGAGCGAGAUGAUCUGCGAGAUGGGAGAGCAAGCGCAUUCGUUGCGGUGGAAAGCCUGUAUAGCAUGGAUGGGACAUUCGCCCCCUUGCACGAAAUCGUGCACUGCGUCGAAGAAUUGCUGCCAAGGAAUAAUGGAUAUGUGAUAGUAGACGAGGCGCAUGCAACAGGGAUAUAUGGCCCGCAGGGUCGAGGGAUGGUUGCUGCGCUAGGGCUCGAGGGACGCGUCCUGGCACGUUUGCAUACGUUCGGGAAGGCGCUUGCGGGAUCAGGAGCUGCGAUACUAACUACCGAACUCAUACGAGAUUACCUCUUGAAUUAUGGCCGUCCACUGAUAUACACUACGACGCUCACGUAUGCAAAUAUCAUCGGCGUCGAGUGCGCCUUUGAUAUGCUGGAGAAUGGAAGUGCAGAAGUGCUCGCGCUGCAUCUCCUAGAUCUAUCACGGUACUUCUUGGAGCUUCUAAGACCCCACCUACAGUCAGCUCCACCCGAACUACUCUGCUUGCCUGGCCAUCUACGCACGGAUGAUCAUAAGGAUUCCACAAAUAGUUCGUCCGAUCCAUCCUUUCCCCCUCCGACACCCAUCAUUCCUCUCCUCACGCCUCAUCCACAUUCCCUUGCUGCACAUCUGGCCUCCCUUCCACAACCACUGUUUACAAAAGCAAUCACAUGGCCAACAGUUCCUGUGGGAACAUCCCGAGUAAGAGUAUGUUUGCACGCAGGACACACUCGUGACGAUGUAAAGAAACUGGUAGAUGGUAUUGUCGACUGGGUACAGGCAUGGGUCGCAAGAGAAAAAGAAGUCGAAAGACAGUGGCUGGAUGUGGCCGAAGGAGAGGGUGUAGGAGUAUGGAUGGAGUCGAAGUUGUAA
Molecule: messenger RNA, 1362 nt
Organism: Suillus fuscotomentosus
Lineage: Eukaryota; Fungi; Basidiomycota; Agaricomycetes; Boletales; Suillaceae
Product: PLP-dependent transferase
Exons: 3
Coding region: 1-1362 (453 amino acids)
Biological process (GO): biosynthetic process
Molecular function (GO): transferase activity; pyridoxal phosphate binding
Source: RefSeq, a predicted model, not a curated record